This is a messenger RNA of Metopolophium dirhodum (rose-grain aphid), 639 nucleotides long. It is a transcript of the gene Mkp, whose product is annotated as dual specificity protein phosphatase 19. Gene Ontology annotation, biological process: protein dephosphorylation; regulation of MAP kinase activity. NCBI's taxonomy places the organism in Eukaryota, Metazoa, Arthropoda, Insecta, Hemiptera, Aphididae. Gene Ontology annotation, cellular component: cytoplasm. The transcript has a single exon. Gene Ontology annotation, molecular function: JUN kinase phosphatase activity. The record is from RefSeq and is a predicted model, not a curated record. The coding region runs from base 1 to 609 and encodes 202 amino acids.
AUGAGUUUCUUAAAUCAGUUAAAAAGUAAAAAAAAUAGUUUAUUAAGUGUUGAAACCAAAGUAACUACAGAAAGUGGUCUAGUUUUUAAAGAAAUAAAAUUAGCAGAUGGUUUUAAAAGACAAUGUUUGAGCGAACGAACUUAUGGUUUUAUUGUUGAUUCUAAUCCAGAUCUUAAUGCUGGUCAUGUAUUUGAGUUUUUAUAUUUUGGCUCACAAGAUAUUGCUUGCGACCCAAAUAUUUUACGUGCACUACAAAUAACUGAUGUAUUGAGUAUUGGUGUAACUGUACCUAAAUACAAUAAUUGUACGUAUAAAUUUAUUGAAGCCUAUGAUGUACCAUCAUUUAAUAUGAAUAAUAUUUUUAAUGAUUGCUUUUUAUACAUUGAAAAUAUUCGUCUAACGGGUCGUCGUAUAUUUAUUCAUUGCAAUGCUGGCAUAUCUCGUUCACCAACAAUUGUUAUAGCAUAUGUUAUGAAGCAUUUAAAAAUUGAUUUUGAACAUGCUUUCAAACUUGUUAAAGAAACCAGAUCAACUAUUAAACCUAAUGAUGGUUUUAUUUCACAAUUAAAAGCAUAUGAUGAAUGUUUAAAUAAUUGUAUCUGUAAAUAAAUUGAAAAUAUAUGUGUUUAUAAUUUAAUA